This is a messenger RNA of Xyrichtys novacula (pearly razorfish), 5858 nucleotides long. The record is from the annotation of a GenBank genome assembly. NCBI's taxonomy places the organism in Eukaryota, Metazoa, Chordata, Actinopteri, Labriformes, Labridae.
AAUGACAUUGGUUAGCAACCACGCAGGACAAACUAUACUUCCUGUAACGCUUUCAAGAAGUCAUGGCUAACAAGAAGCAAUAACUGUUCGUGAUUUUUUUCUUUUGAGGUUCCAGGUCAGUUUUUUCUUGUUUAGCGACUCAUUUAUAUCGUGAAUGUUAAUCAUUUGUUUGUGGUGUAUGGCAGUGGGAGGAGUGAGUGGACCUAAAGCAUGUCUGCUGCUGCUGCAUGUAAAUCAGCUGAACUUGUAAAGGCUCGCUGUCAAUAUCAGGCACAUGUUUUAUUUUUAUUUUCCCCGUACAACAGAUGUGGAGCCGAGUGUUGAGAUCUUUUGUACUUGUAAGACCAAAUCUCCACCGGAGGAGUCUCUUCACUAUGCAGCUGAGCUCCAGUGAGUUUAAGUCUCUGUUCAACGAUGGACUCAAUGGAUUAGCAGGUGAGGGGGGAUGAUGAAAUCCGGCUCCCAUGUAGCGGAGAGUGGGGUAAGUUGAGCCCAAGGUUAAGUUGAGCCACCCCCUGUUGCUUGGAAAUUGUUAAAGAAAUUGAUCAUGUGACCAAAUAUUUAGGAGAUGGGCAUCAAUUCAUAGGGUCAGAGAAGCACAUGGGUGAAGGGGUUAGACAUUUAUUAAAAAAGAAAAAAACAUUGUUCACUCUUGAAAGUGAAUUAAGUCUGUCAUAAGUUUUAUUAGAAUUGUGUUCAGAACAAAAAAGAUCAUAUUAAAUUUGUUUUAUACAUCAAGUGUUGUAUCUAUGAGCUACAACAUGAGGUCAAAAACCUAGCAUAGAAGUCCACCAUUUUAGCUUAGAGGACAAAUAAAGUCAUAACCAGAGACUGUAUAUACUAUGGACAACUUGGUCCCACCUCCCGCUUGUAUACGGAUUUGAAGCCAAAAAGCUCUCGGUAUUUCUGGGAUUUUUCUUCAUUUCCCGAAACCAGCGCUGCGCAGUAGCAUUGUGCGCAUUUGACCGGAGAGUCGCCAAGAGUCGCUGUGAUGACGCUUGGCUCAAACAGCGUAUCCCCCGGGUGAGCUACGCAAUCCCUGAACGCCAAUAGGCUGUAUCAGGUGUCAUAACUUUUAAAAACGGAGCUUCACAGAAAAAAAAGCUCAAGGCGGGAUUUAUGACCUAUACUGCAGCCAGUCACCAGAGGGUGCUGUUCUCGGAGUGGCUUUACCCAGCAAGGAGGCAGACACUGUCCAUUCUAUAUACAGUUUAUGGUCAUCAUAGUAGUUCUGGGGUAAGUUGAGCCAGUGGCUCAACUGAGAAAGUAAAGGAGUCUGAUGAGAGGAUCAGAGUUUCAGUUCAGAUUGUUGAAAUGUGUUACUUUUUCCUUUCAAAACUAAAGCUGUGAAUGUUCUGAAUCACUUAAAGGCAUUCUCAUGUUCAAUUUUUUUUUUUUUUUUUUUACAAAACAGUUUUUUAACAGUUAUAUACAAUAAUAAUAAAAAGAAUAAUUCUACCAGUUGAAUAGCAUAUAAUAGAUAAAAAUAUCUCAACUUACCCCAUGCACAGGGUAAGUUGACCAUAGGAAACCACUUUUUUUUGGCAUGUUAUAUUAUCAAGACAGUUAUGGUUAAACUCAUUCUGUUGGUUUGCAGGGAUGCACAACAUCUUGAAAUAUAUGCAGAUACACUAGUUAGAGACAAAACUUUGAUUAUCUUGAUGUAGUGAUCCAAAAUGUGAAAAAUGGCUCAUCUUACCCCACUCUCCCCUAUUAGCUUGGGAGGGUUGUUAUUUUUCUAAAAUUUUCAUGAUGGCAGAUUAAAACAGGGCUACCAGUGACAGGAAUUGAUGCAUUUAGGGUGGAUCCUAUAUUGUCCAAAGUUAUCCAAUCACAUCAUGUAUAUAUGCCUCUUCUGAACUUGAGGAUUGGUAGCCGAGUUACAUGUUAAAGCAUCAAGUCCAAGCUCUAGCAAAGAUGAUCUUAUUAACAUAAGUGUUUCCACAGAGACUUGAUAAAGCUCUUUCUUACAUUUCUUACAGGCUGAGCAGUGCUUGCCUUUGCCCAUAAAGUGGUCUUCAAGAAAAAAUUGGGGAAAUGUCCUUUAAAUAUUCUUACACAUGCCAUGUGUCCAGACAGCAGUCGUUUUAGGCUCAAAAUAAUAAAUUUUUUUCAUCAAUUGAUAUUAAUAUCACGAAAUAAAGGAAUCACUUGUCAAUCUUAAAUGUUCCUUGUUACUCUUCCCUGACUUUGUGGUAACAUGUAGUUGACAUAAUAUGCAGUACACACCAGUCUGCUACAUGUCUGACCUCAAAAACCGAAAUACUGCCACACCACCGACGUCUAUGUGCCAGUGUUGUCAACGAUGUUGUCAUCUGUUGAGCCUUCAUCUGCAUUUCUGCUGGGGGUAGCACUCAUUGUGUUGCGUGCAUGGUUUGCUUGUAGCUGCAGCCUGCCACUACGCAGUUGUUUGCCACUUGGUUCUAAUUCAGCACAUGACUGGUUCAGCGCGGCAUGGACUCGGAGCAAAUCCCCUUUUCAUCGGCUUUUCGUAUAGUCUACUAAAACAUGUCAGUGCUGACUAUCGAAAAAGCAUAUUCACCAUGUUUCAUAUCAAUAUCAAGGGAAAUUAAUUUUUGAUAUAUGUCAUUAUUGUUUUAUCCCCCAGCCCUAGCUCAAAGCCUGUUUUUUUUUUUUUAUGUUUGACUCAGCAAGCGUUUUCACACUUCUUCUGAAAAGUCACACACUCCCUUUUUGUCUGUUUCAGAAGUGUUUGGGAAGCACCAGCAUGAGAUCAGGAUAGCUGGAGGUGCUGUACGAGACUUGCUGUCUGGGAAACGACCUGAAGAUGUGGACUUUGCCACUACGGCCACUCCAGAGGAGAUGAAGCAAAUGUUCCAAAAGGCUGGGAUCAGGAUGAUCAAUAACAAAGGAGAGAAGCAUGGAACAAUCACAGCAAGAGUAAGACGCUGUCCUCCUCAAGCAGGCAUAAUACAAAUUUGACUGAUGUUUUGAAACCUGCUUUGAAAACUCUUAGAAAUAAACACACACACUCUAAAGAACACAGGGCAGCCAUGAGACAAAAAUCCAUUAUUAAAUAUUCAAAUGUGUAUGUGUGAUCAGUGACACAACUAUCAACUGUAUACUGAGCACCUCUGAAACAUUGCAAUGACUUUAAGGUAGAAAAGGGACUUAAAGGGAUAUUCGGGCGUAAAAAUAAUUUAGGGUCAAACACACAGUAACACCCCCUCGAGAGCUGAAUGUUGCCGACCGCUUUCUUCCUUAGUUAUACCGACUUUAGUAACGACCGCACGAUAGCAAUACACAGCGGUCUAUGGAGCCACACGCCCAACCAAAACGCCACUCUGUAGCCACAAAUAAUGCUCAGACCAGCACCUAACUUCAUCAACAGUACAUAUAGGGUCCCGGCUAUAGCACUAGCCACCAAACAUCGUUUUAGCUCUGCCUAAUUUCUUUAGCAAAGAGACUAAACACAACUCACCCACUCUCUUCCAGCAGCCACUUGUUUGUAGCGAGACCUCAGGCCAGUCCAUUACGGACUACAGCGGGGUGACGCAGCUCAAGGAAGAAUAUUUAUGAUCAUUUCUUCAUUCAAAUGCAAUCAGACCAAGACACUCAGGCAGAAGAACUACCGUGUCUGCAGUGCAAAAUGAUUAUUAUGGUGAUUAUUACGACAAGGAAAUGUUAAGAAAUGAUCAAGAUAAUUAAGAAAAUGAUAAAGUUGGUAUAACUAGAGAAGCAAGCAGUCAACAACAUUCAUCUCUUGAGGGGGUGUCUAACCCAGUGUUACGGUGUUUUUGACCAUAAAUUAAUUUUACACUGGAAUAUCCCUUUAAGUCUUAAGACGGUGAUAAAUAUGCUCUAAUUAAUCUCUUUUAAUCAUCUCCCUUUACAGCUACAUGAUGAAAACUUUGAGGUGACCACAUUGCGAGUGGAUGUUCAGACAGAUGGACGUCAUGCAGAGGUUGAAUUCACCACGGACUGGCAGAAAGAUGCUGAGAGGAGAGACUUGACCAUCAAUUCCAUGUUUUUAGGUCUAAACAUGUUUACUCUUCAACUUGAGUCAACUUGUGUGCACAAAUAGGACUCAAUUUGCUCUAAGUUUGACCGUGUGGCAGAGACGCUCAUGUUAUAAAGAUAAGGCCAGUUUAUGAGGUGUAUUUGGUGACUGUUUUUGUUUUGCACUUCUGACUUUAUUCUUAACAUUGCUGCUUUUAGGUCUUGAUGGCACAUUGUACGACUAUUUUCAAGGAUAUGAAGAUUUGAAGAACCGUAAAGUGAGAUUUGUCGGCAGUGCGGAGAAAAGAAUUCAAGAGGACUAUUUGAGAAUAUUGCGCUAUUUCAGGUUGAGUAGAUUUAUUUUGUUUUCAAUUAAAAAUUUUUAAAAAAGAGAGAGAGAGAGAGAGAAUUUGACACAAAAUACACACCCUCCUCCCAGGUUUUAUGGCAGAGUGGCUUUGGAGCCUGAUGACCAUGAACCAGAGGCACUGACUGCCAUAAAGGAAAAUGGUCGGGGACUGUCAGCCAUAUCAGGAGAGAGAAUUUGGAUGGAACUGAAAAAGUUGGUGGUUGGUAACCACGUAGCUCAUCUGUUGGAGCUGAUGUACACCUUAGAACUGGCUCAGUAUAUGGGUGAGACCGAUAAUUUACACACAACUGCUAUUGCAUGAUGCUUAUUCUGUAUUAAGAAUCACAGUAAGCUGCAAACUCCAUUUAAACCUCUGGGAAGAUGUGGAUUUCAUAAUUCUGUUAAACGCUUGCACCUGCUCUCUGUCCCUGCUGCUUUACAGGUUUACCUCCAGAUGGCAAUGUUGAAGAGAUGAAGCAAGUGUGGAAGAACGCAAAAGACCAUUCUCCCAAACCAAUGACUAUCCUAGCGUCUCUCUUCCACUACCCAGAGGAGGUGGAGAAGAUGGACCUCCGACUGAAGGUGUCCAAGGAGGAGAAGACUCUGGUUCUGUUCCUUCUCAAAUACAGACGGGAGCUCCGCAAGAGUGAGGAGGAGCCAGACAACCUCAAACCCUUCACUGAUUUUAUCAUUGACGUAAGUUUGUCACCUGGUCUUAUGGGGUUGCAUUAAAGCACUACCUGCUGUAAAUGAUCCCUUUGAAAGUUACAUUUCUGAGUUUCACUUGCACAUAUUUGUUUCACUUUAUUUUAUCAUGCAUCAUUGUUGUUAUGAAAUGCUUGUAAUCUGGAACCAGAUUUUUAAGGUUAUCAAUCAUACACAAACUCUUUCCAGAGUCGGGAGCUGGAUACCAAGAAUAAAGUGUGCGAGCUACUCAAGUAUCAAGGCGAGGAGAAGCUUUUGGCAGAACUCUGCAGGUGGUCCAUCCCUCACUUUCCCGUCAGCGGUCACGACCUACGAAGGCUCGGUGUAACGACAGGCAAGGAAAUAGGUGCCACUCUGCAGAAGCUGCGUGACAUCUGGAAGAAAAGUCAUUACCAAAUGGACAAAGAUGAUCUCCUCAGCUAUGUAAAGACAUAAAAGGCCAGCAGAGGCGUGUUUUUGUGGGACUGUAAUUGAUCUGCUCACAGUAGCAGACUCCGAUACUGCUGGGAAAGACCACUUCAGGAACUGAGAUGGAAGAAAACAGUUUAGUUCUAAAUUAAUUCCACUUUUCAUAAUCAAUAUUUUAUAGGUUCAGUUUCAGUUUGUUAUCAGCAUUACGUCUGUCAACAGAUUAGAAAAUGAGUGAUGGACAAAAGCACUUGAUGUCACUGCGGAUAAAAUAAUAAAACUAAUGUUUCCAAAAAGGAUCAUUAGAGCUACAAUACAAAGCCGAAGUUUGAAUUUGGUCUGUUUGAUUUCACUCUGAGUUUUAGAGCAGUAAUGUUUCUCUGCUGUUUCUCUGUUAAAGAAAUGCUCUAUAAAAGCGUAAUCCUUUCAUUGAUAA